Tripterygium wilfordii is the source of this 2299-nucleotide messenger RNA. RefSeq names its product probable L-type lectin-domain containing receptor kinase S.7. Lineage: Eukaryota; Viridiplantae; Streptophyta; Magnoliopsida; Celastrales; Celastraceae. The transcript has a single exon. Gene Ontology annotation, biological process: protein phosphorylation. Bases 130 to 2115 code for a protein of 661 amino acids. Gene Ontology annotation, cellular component: plasma membrane. The record is from RefSeq and is a predicted model, not a curated record. Gene Ontology annotation, molecular function: protein kinase activity; ATP binding; carbohydrate binding.
CCAACUAACCGUUUAAGCCCCAUUUUCCCACCACCCCUGCCCCCACUCUCUCUCUCUCUCUACACUUUGCUUCUUCUUGAACUCCACAAAUCCAUUUCCCCACCACCCAAACAGAGAAUUCACAAGAAAAUGCAUCAAAGAAAGCAUCUUGUUUUCUCCUCCGUCUUCUUUGCCUUUCUUCUUCAAGUUCUUCUUGUAUCGGCUUUUAACAAUGUGACCUUUGAUUUCCCUUAUUUCUUCGAUCUCCGCAACCUCACACUUCUUGGCGACUCCCACCUCCGCAAUGGAGUCAUUGGCCUCACAAGAGAGCUUGGUGUACCUUCCUCCAGUGCAGGCUCUGUAAUCUACAACAACCCAGUUUCUUUCUUUGACAAAGAAUCGAACACCACGGCUUCAUUCGCUACAAGGUUCAGUUUCUCAAUCAACAAUAUGAAUCCAACCUCUUUUGGUGAUGGGUUUGUGUUUUUCAUCUCACCUGAUAAUCAGACACUUGGUAGCUUUGGUGGUUAUUUGGGUCUUGUCAAUUCUUCACACUUGAUCAAGAACAAGUUUGUGGCAAUUGAAUUUGAUACAAGACUUGAUACUCGAUUCAAUGACCCAGAUGAGAACCAUGUUGGUUUGGAUAUUGAUAGUUUGAAUUCAAUCAGGACUGCAGAUCCAACCUCGAUAGGGAUUGAUCUAAAGAGUGGGAAUUUGAUCACUGCUUGGGUUGAUUACAAGCAUGACUCGAGGGUCUUGAGGGUGUUCUUGAGUUAUUCAAGUUUCAAGCCUGAACAGCCGAUUUUGAGUGUUGAUAUUGACCUCUCUGGUUACCUUGGAGAGUCUAUGUAUGUGGGUUUUUCUGGUUCAACAGAAGGUAGCACUGAGCUUCACUGGAUUGAGAGUUGGAAGUUUGGGACUAUUGGGUUCCUUCCGGUGAAACCAAGAUCUCAUCCUCACAAUGUGUCUGAUAGUUCAGUGAAUCUGAUGCCAAAUAUUCCGGUAUCCAAUUCUACCAAUAGACAUCGCAAGAGGCUUGGUUUGGGUCUUGGCAUUGCAGGUCCAGCUUUCUUUUGUGUGUUUCUUGUGGCUUUUGGUUACUUUUCUGCAAAGAAAUGGCAGAGUAGCAGAACAGAAAAGAAUAUCAAGGCGGAGAUGGUAACGGGGCCUCGGGCAUUCAACUACAAGGAGCUAAACAUAGCUACAAAAGGGUUUCAUCCAAGCAGAAUUCUAGGCAGUGGUGCAUUUGGGAAUGUCUACAAGGCCUUCUUUAACUCUUCAGGCACCAUUGCUGCAGUGAAAAGAUCAAAGCAUUCACAUGAAGGUAAAACUGAGUUUCUUGCUGAAUUGUCUAUUAUAGCUUGCUUAAGGCACAAAAAUCUGGUUCAGGUUCAAGGUUGGUGUGUUGAGAAGGGUGAAUUGUUGCUUGUUUAUGAGUUUAUGCCUAACGGGAGUCUCGAUAAGGUGCUAUACCAAGAAUGUGAGACUGGAACCUCCCUAAACUGGUCUCAACGGCUAAACAUUGCAAUCGGAUUGGCUUCUGCACUUUCAUAUUUGCAUCAGGAAUGUGAACAACAAGUCAUUCACAGAGACAUAAAGACCAGUAAUAUAAUGCUGGAUGGGAACUUCAAUGCUAGGCUAGGUGAUUUUGGAUUGGCUAGGCUCAUGGAUCAUGACAAGAGUCCCGUUUCGACACUCACUGCUGGAACAAUGGGAUACCUUGCUCCUGAGUAUCUUCAGUACGGUAAAGCCACCGAGAUGACUGAUGUGUUUAGCUAUGGAGUGGUAAUGCUUGAACUGGCCUGUGGAAGGAGACCAAUUGAGAGAGAACCCGGUAGUCAAAUAAUGGUAAAUUUGGUGGAUUGGGUUUGGGGUUUACAUGGUGAGGGAAGGAUCAUCGAAGCUUCCGACAAAAGAUUGAAUGGAGAGUUCAAGGAGGAAGAAAUGGGGAAGCUGUUGCUAGUGGGUUUGAGCUGUGCAAACCCAGAUAGCAUGGAGAGACCUACAAUGAGGAGAGUCUUUCAGAUCCUUAAUGGUGAAGCAGAACCAAUGGCCGUGCCGAAGACGAAACCAACUCUCACUUUCUCUUCUGGCUUGUCUUUGACCGUUGAGGACAUUGUUUCAGAUUGUGAGUGAAGAUUUUAUCAUAUUCUUUUCUUAUGCCAAAACUCAGAGAUGGUGUUAUUCUUUCAUUUGUAAUAGCUUUAGGUAGCUACCCUUGUAAUGUUUUUUUGAUGCAGUAGCAGAAAAACAGUAGUUGUUCAUAUUCACCUGAGUUCAAAACAAAUGUAUUGAACAAUGUGGCGCUCUUGAGUUUGUA